GGUUCAGGCUGUGUGCGCCUCCUUCCCCGCAGGUGGUCGGAGGUCCGCUCCGGCCGCCGACCCUCUGCCCAGGGUUGUUGAGGGGCCGUUUCAAGUCGCCUUGUCUUCCAAGUGAGAAAAGUUGGAGAGGAAGUAGGGCGCGUGGGCAGAGCUUGCUCCACAGUGAACACUGGGGUGGGUGCUCGGGCAUCAGAAAGUGCGGCGCACCCGAGAGGAACCCGGGCGAGGAAGGGCCUCGCCCAGCGGCCCCGGGGCUGGGCCGGACCCCGCUCCCCGCUCCCCGCCCAGGGGAUGUGUUCCGAGAACCCGGCUAGGAAACCUCUUCCCCUGAGAACCAGGAAGUGAGGCCAGCACCCUGCAGAGAUGCUCCGGACGUGCAAAGCAUUGCUUCUCCAGGAGAGUCGAAUUAGCUCGUUUCUCCUGCUUCCAAGCUCCCAGGAAAUUAGAAAGUCGAGAGGGGUUGUGGGGAUCAGGAAUAGAAGAUGAACAAACCAAUAACACCAUCAACAUAUGUACGCUGCCUCAAUGUUGGACUAAUUAGAAAGCUGUCAGAUUUUAUUGAUCCUCAAGAAGGAUGGAAGAAGUUAGCAGUAGCUAUUAAAAAACCAUCUGGUGAUGAUAGAUACAAUCAGUUUCACAUAAGAAACAAGUGGAGUCUACGGCCACACCACCCUGAACGCGCCCGAUCUCGUCUGAUCUCGGAAGCUAAGCAGGGUCGGGCCUGGAGAUUUGAAGCAUUACUUCAAACUGGAAAAAGUCCCACCAGUGAAUUACUGUUUGACUGGGGCACUACAAAUUGCACAGUUGGUGAUCUUGUGGAUCUUUUAAUCCAAAAUGAGUUUUUUGCCCCUGCGAGUCUUUUGCUACCAGAUGCUGUUCCCAAAACUGUUAAAACACUGCCUUGUAAAGAAGCUGUAACAGUUGAGCAGAGUCAGAUGCCUCUCUAUGAUAAAGACAGGUCAUUUGUGAUACCUGUGCGGAAUCCUGAACAAAAUCAUAUGCCACCUGACUCCUCAAGUACAGAAAGUUUAGAAGUUAGUGAUACACGUUUUCACAGCUUUUCAUUUUAUGAGUUGAAGGAUGUCACAAAUAACUUUGAUGAGCGCCCAAUUUCUGUCGGUGGCAACAAAAUGGGAGAGGGCGGAUUUGGAGUUGUUUAUAAAGGCUACGUGCACAACAGGACUGUGGCUGUGAAGAGGCUUGCAGCAGUAGUUGACAUUAGUACUGAAGAACUGAAACAACAGUUUGAUCAAGAAAUAAAAGUAAUGGCAAGGUGCCAACAUGAAAAUUUAGUAGAACUACUUGGUUUCUCAAGUGAUGGAGAUGACCUCUGCUUAGUAUAUGUUUACAUGCCUAACGGUUCAUUGCUAGACAGACUGUCUUGCUUGGAUGAUACUCCACCACUUUCUUGGCACAUGAGAUGCAGGAUCUCUCAGGGUGCAGCUAAUGGCAUCAGUUUUUUACAUGAAAACCAUCAAAUUCAUAGAGAUAUUAAAAGUGCAAAUAUCUUACUAGAUGGAGACUUUACAGCCAAAAUAUCUGACUUUGGGCUUGCACGGGCUUCUGAGAAGUUUUCCCAGACAGUCAUGACUAGCAGAAUUGUGGGAACAACAGCAUAUAUGGCACCUGAGGCUUUGCGAGGAGAAAUAACACCCAAAUCUGACAUUUACAGCUUUGGUGUGGUUUUACUAGAAAUAAUAACUGGACUUCCAGCUGUGGAUGAACACCGGGAACCUCAGUUGUUGCUAGAUAUUAAAGAAGAAAUUGAAGAUGAAGAAAAGACAAUUGAAGAUUAUGUUGAUAAGAAGAUGAAUGACAUUGAUUUCACUUCCAUUGAAACUAUGUACUCUGUUGCCAGUCAGUGUCUGAAUGAAAAGAAAAAUAAGAGACCAGACAUUAAGAUGGUCCAACAGCUGCUGCAAGAAAUGAUGGCUUCUUAAAACUUUAGAAGAAUAGACUCUUGGCUUUUUAAUAUACAGCUAUCAAAACCAUUUUCUAGACUAAAUGUUCUGGUAAACAUUCUUUUUUACCUUUAACAAAGCAGCAUGAUGCAGUGUAGUGGUUAUUAAAGCUUAUGUAGAACCCCCAACAUACAGAACAAACAGAAGUAGAGCUGCCAUAUCAAUGCUUGGCCUGAACUUCUUAGUGUCACCCUCCAUUCACGCAGUAAUCCCUUGAAACGUCUUCUUGGAACCUCACCAAACACAAUUUGAAAACUACAGGAUUAGCAAAAAAGAGGACUGGACUAUAGAAUGAAAAGGCCCAACUCCACUACUAAUUUUCUAUAAAGCUAUGGUCAAUUUCUUCGCUGCUUUGAGCUUGGUUUUUUUCACCUGUAGCAUUGGAUUAUACUUACUGUACCUCUCUGACAAGUAGUCAUGAAAAUCAAAGGAUGCAGAAUGUUUACAAAGUACUUAUAAAGUGAUAUAAAAUUUAAAUUUUAUAUAGAUGAUUAUAAAACUUUUACAGUCAUUUGUUUAUAGGGUCGUGUUCACAAUGAGCUCUUUUUUAAUUUAUUUUUUUAUUUUUAUUGAUUUCAGAGAGUGAGAGAGAGAUAGAAACAUCAAUGAUGAGAAAGAAUCAUUGAUCGGCUGCCUCCUGCACACCCCACACUGGGGAUCAAAACCACAACCCAAGCAUGUGCCCCAACUAGGAAUCGAACCAUGACCUCCUGGUUCAUAGGUUGAUGCUCAAACCACUGAGCCAUGCUGGCCAGGCCACAGUGAGCUCUUUUAAGCAAUUAUUCACCACAAGCCAAAUAUUCCCAGAUGAUAUUCCCGUGAUAUGGCCAUAAUUAGAUUAUGUUACAUAGCAAAGUUGAUGGAAUUUUGCAAUGCAGUUAAGGUUCCUAAUCAGCUGACUUUGAAUAUCAACAGGGACUGUGCUGGGGGGCCUGACCUAAGGUGAGCUCUUGCAAGAAGUCUGAGAGAUUCUCCUGUGGGCCUUGAAGAAGGAAGCUCCCAUGUUGUAAGAAGGCCACAUUGGCUAAGACCUAAGGGUGGCUUUCAGGAGAUGAGAGCUACCUUCUGGCUGGGACUUUAGAUCUAUAGCCACAAGAAACUGAAUUCUUCUAACAGCCUAAAUUAGCUUAGAAGAGUAUUCCAGACUUCAGAUGAUGCUGUAGUCCCAACUAACACCAAAAUUUCGGCCUUGUGAGACCCUCAGCGAAUCUAGCUGAGCUGUGCCUGUACUUCCUACAUACAGAACUGUGACAUAAUAAAUGAGUUGCUGUAAGCUA
Molecule: messenger RNA, 3238 nt
Organism: Myotis myotis
Lineage: Eukaryota; Metazoa; Chordata; Mammalia; Chiroptera; Vespertilionidae
Gene: IRAK4
Product: interleukin 1 receptor associated kinase 4
Exons: 13
Coding region: 483-1940 (485 amino acids)
Biological process (GO): protein phosphorylation; signal transduction
Molecular function (GO): protein serine/threonine kinase activity; ATP binding; magnesium ion binding
Source: RefSeq, a predicted model, not a curated record